GGAACAGCUAGGUAAUCCUACUUCUUGUCCCUGUCCCUGUCCCUGUCCCUGUCCCUGUUGCUCUGGCUUCUGGAUGGGAUUUCCCCGCAACAAUUGAUCACUGGCUGAUCCGAGAUUACGCUUUCUGAUGAAUAGUUACCAAAUCGAAGGCGCUGUUGACGAGGACGGCCGUGGACCCUCCAUCUGGGACACCUUUUGCAAAAAGCCCGGUAAAAUCGCGGAUGGAUCCAACGGCGACGUGGCUUGCGACUCAUACCACCGCAUCCAUGAGGAUAUUGCCUUGCUAAAAACAUGCGGAGCCAUGGUUUAUCGCUUCUCUAUCUCCUGGUCCCGUGUUAUUCCCCUGGGAGGUAGAAAUGAUCCCGUCAACGAACAGGGCCUGCAGUACUACGUUAAAUUAGUCGACGGCCUGCUGGCUGCUGGUGUCACCCCCGUCGUUACCCUCUUCCACUGGGAUCUACCAGAUGAGCUCGACAAGCGCUACGGCGGCUUGCUCAACAAAGAGGAGUUCGUGGCGGACUACGCCAACUACGGCCGCGUCAUCUUCAACGUGUUGAGCCCUAAGGUAAAACACUGGAUCACCUUCAAUGAGCCAUGGUGUAGCAGUGUCCUUGGCUAUAAUGUCGGCCAGUUCGCCCCUGGUAGGACGAGUGACCGCAGCAAGAACCCUGAGGGUGACGGCGCCACGGAGCCCUGGAUCGUAGGCCACAACUUGCUCAUCGCCCACGGCACAGUUGUAAAGAUCUUCCGGGAAGAGUACAAACCCGUUCAUGGUGGCGAAAUCGGAAUCACGCUCAAUGGCGACUGGGCCGAACCCUGGGACCCCAAAAAUCCCGCAGACGUCGAAGCCUGCGACCGCAAGAUCGAGUUCGCCAUCUCCUGGUUUGCCGACCCUAUUUAUUUCGGCCACUACCCCGAGAGUAUGGUGAAACAGCUCGGGGACCGGCUCCCCAAAUGGACCGACAAGGAAGUUGCCCUCGUGAAGGGGAGCAACGAUUUCUAUGGCAUGAACCAUUACUGCGCGAACUACAUCAAAGCUAAGACCGGUGAGCCCGAGCUCACAGACGUCGCAGGUAACCUGGAGAUCCUGCUACAGAACAAGGCGGGCGAAUGGAUCGGUCCCGAGACACAGUCUCCAUGGCUUCGCCCGUCCGCGAUUGGAUUCCGCAAGCUCCUCAAAUGGCUUAGCGACCGCUACGACCGGCCCAAGAUCUACGUCACUGAAAACGGUACCAGUGUGAAGGGAGAGAGCGAUAGGCCGCUGGACCAGUUGCUCAAGGAUGACUUCCGCGUGAAGUACUUUGAGGAUUAUAUCGGGGCGAUGGCGGAUUCCUAUACCUAUGACAAUGUCAAUGUUCGAGCCUAUCUGGCUUGGAGUUUGAUGGAUAACUUCGAAUGGGCCGAGGGCUACGAAACCCGCUUCGGAGUCACAUUCGUUGACUACGAGAACGGCCAGAAGAGAUACCCCAAGGCCAGCGCUACGGCUAUGCCAAAUAUCUUCGCCAAGUAUAUUCAGAAGGCAUAAGUCAAAAAAGCAUGGCUGCCAAGACACAAUCAAUACUUCAUUAUACGAAUUGUAUGGGAAUAAAUGACCUAGCUAGUUUAGAGGUUCUAUAUGAAGAUGAAUGCAAUGAAUGCAAUGCAACCCAAAACCAAAGUACAAAAAAAAAGAGAGCUAAGCUCGAGGCAACUUAUGCGAGGCGGGG
Molecule: messenger RNA, 1706 nt
Organism: Aspergillus ochraceoroseus IBT 24754
Lineage: Eukaryota; Fungi; Ascomycota; Eurotiomycetes; Eurotiales; Aspergillaceae
Exons: 4
Coding region: 128-1525 (465 amino acids)
Biological process (GO): carbohydrate metabolic process
Molecular function (GO): beta-glucosidase activity
Source: RefSeq, a predicted model, not a curated record